Dissoconium aciculare CBS 342.82 is the source of this 534-nucleotide messenger RNA. RefSeq lists its product as uncharacterized. The coding region runs from base 1 to 534 and encodes 177 amino acids. Gene Ontology annotation, biological process: protein stabilization; negative regulation of apoptotic process. The record is from RefSeq and is a predicted model, not a curated record. NCBI's taxonomy places the organism in Eukaryota, Fungi, Ascomycota, Dothideomycetes, Mycosphaerellales, Dissoconiaceae. The transcript has 4 exons.
AUGGCGGAACCACAGCCAUCGAAUGUCAAGGAAGGCAGUGACCAGCCUGAUGUCCUACCCGCCAAUGCGGAAGACCGCAAAGCCGCGCAAGCUAUGUCAUCACUAGAUGUACGAGGUGACGACGACGGUAAUGCGCCGAAGAAGGAAGCCGAUCUGAAGGCUUUAGGAGAAGCUUUAAAGAGUCUGGACGUGAACCAGGCGCAGCAGAAGCGUACGGAGAUCGCCAAGAAGGAGGAAGCACCUAAGAAGGUGAUCAAGGUCGACCCAACAGACGUAUCCCUACUGGCUGAACAGCUUGAUCUCUCGAAGACCAAAGCUACAGACCUGCUACGAGCUCAUGAUGCGGACGUGGUGAAGGCUCUAACGGCCUGGGUGUGGUCAAAGAGUAGGCUCUGCGUUAACGAUGACCAAUAUCAAGAUCGAUCACAUUUUGGCGGAGGCCCGCCGUGUUUCCAAGGCAAAUUUUCUGGCGCUAUGCCCACAAAUUUACAACUGAAAAAGCAGAAAGAUGCUUUCCCGCCGAGACGUCAGUAA